AUGCAUCUCAGCAGGUUCGGGCUAUUGGCCCUUGGGGCUGCUGCCGUAAAUGCUUUCAGAGAUACUUCGCCAUUCUUCCUCGCCUCAACUUCUGAGGUCCUGACGAACUCCGCCUACAUCCAGACAGGAGCUUCGCUCCUCGAGAUCCUUUCAUCAUCUCUCAGUACCUGUCCCUCAGAUUAUUAUUUUGUCGUCUACCAGCCUGGUGUGCACAGUUCCGACUUCUCGACGCGAAAGUCGGCACCCCGCUUGGGUGCGAAGAUGCUUGGGAAAGACAGCUCAAUCCGGUCCAAGAUGAGAGUCAACGAGGUCGCUGGCUUGGUGGAACCCAAGGAGAUCAAAGGCCUUUUGGAGAAGAAGUGCAAUGCUCAGACUACCGCCGUUGACGCUUCCUCCGGAUCGUACCCGUCAUACUUCGAGCAGGGCCCCCGGAUUAUUGAUGUCGAAUUCCCCAUGCUAUCACUAGGUUCGGACCGCGCACAGCAGCUUUCUGGAUUCGAUGGUUUCCUUGCCGAUGUCAUUGAUCGACUUCCUUCCUCAUCCAAGUAUACUAUUCUCUAUAUCACCUCGCCGAGAGAGUUCCCCGAGACGGAUUCCGUAGUCUACGAAGCCUCUGGAGAUUCGUACCAAGACUCGCUCCACAUGGACCUAAAGCGGGAUUACUCCGCGCAUACCUCGAGCUCAUCAAACAAUUCCACCUCUCUCUUUGAAGAGUAUCAAUACUUUACUCCAGGUAUUUUCAUGGGACUCAUGGCUACCUUCCUGUUCUUCGCAAUCUUGUAUAUUGGCAUCGGUGCCCUAAGCAGCCUUGAGAUUCCCUAUGCCGCAUUUGAGAAGGACACCUCGGCUGCUGUGCAGAAGAAAGCGCAGUGA
Molecule: messenger RNA, 873 nt
Organism: Penicillium egyptiacum
Lineage: Eukaryota; Fungi; Ascomycota; Eurotiomycetes; Eurotiales; Aspergillaceae
Source: the annotation of a GenBank genome assembly